Triticum dicoccoides is the source of this 3570-nucleotide messenger RNA. RefSeq names its product disease resistance protein RPM1-like. The transcript is spliced from 4 exons. Gene Ontology annotation, molecular function: ADP binding. The record is from RefSeq and is a predicted model, not a curated record. Lineage: Eukaryota; Viridiplantae; Streptophyta; Magnoliopsida; Poales; Poaceae. The coding region runs from base 362 to 3136 and encodes 924 amino acids. Gene Ontology annotation, biological process: defense response to other organism.
UAGACCACCAAGGCACCAACGUCCACCAUGUACGAUGCAGAUGCAAGUGUAAACUCUAAGAGGAUUGCGCAUCUUCGGGGAAGCAAGAGCUUGGGGAUCUGAUCGGCACAUAAGAACAAGGCCACCGGAAAGCUACAAGCGUCUGGUACCUCUGACAAAUCCGAGAAGACUGCGAAGUCGACGUGUCCCUUCUCCGCUUCGCCUCCUGCAAAGUGCCGCCGGACCGCAUACCCCGCCUCACCUUCACCUCAGCCUGUCACCCGUGGCACAGGAGAAGAUGGUCACCUAGAGACAGUGAGGAAAAUAUGCACCUAGGCCUCCAACCAACAGUGAGGCAUUAGCAACUCUCCGAGAGAAAGUAAUGGCUGAAAUUGUUCUUCUUCUAGUCAUUGAAAAGAUGGUAAUCGCCUUAGCAAAUGGAGCAGCAAAUCAGGCGAGUACUCAUUUUUCCAAGUAUGGGACCCAACUAAUAGAGCUACAGGGCAGCAUGGGCCGCGUUGUUAGGGAGCUUCGUAUAAUUCAUGUUGUUCUAUGUCAAAUGGACAUUCGAAACCGCCACAAUCAAGUGUAUGAGGGCUGGUUGGAUGAGGUGCGGAAGGUAGCACAUGCGAUGGAGGAUAUGGUGGAUGAGUACAUGUAUCAAGUUGGCCGGGAACAUGAUACUGGGUGUUGCUUCUACCUGAAGAAAGGGCUUAGAAAACCAAGAUCUCUGCUUUCCUUGAAUCAGAUAUCUUCCAAAGUGAAGGAAAUAGAGAAAGACCUUGCACACCUGUCAGAGAUGAAAUACCGAUGGGUUCCCAUGAUAAACAAUGAAGAUACUAGCAGCUUGAAUUACAUGGUCAAGAAGUCUCAAGAUCUAGCAAACAUCUCACGUUCCCUUGAUGACGAAGAUCUAGUUGGGGUGGAUGAAAAUAGAGGAAAACUUGAGCAAUGGUUGGGAAGUGACGAUGUGGAACGUUCCCUGAUAACACUGAUAGGAAUGGGUGGGCUGGGCAAAACAGCUUUAGCAUCAAAUGUCUAUAGGAAAGAGAGAGAGAAAUUUCAGUGCCAUGCAUGGGUCUCCAUCUCUCAAACUUAUUCUAGAGAAGAUGUCUUGAGGAAUAUAAUCAAGGAAUUAUUCAAAAAUGAAGUCAGUGGUCCAUCAAACAUUGCAGCGAUGGAUAUCACAAGCCUUGAAGAGACAUUGAAGAGGUAUCUAGGGCAAAUGAAGUAUUUGAUCAUAUUAGAUGAUGUUUGGACUCCAGAUGCAUUUGAAGACCUGUCUAGGUCACUUGUUUGUAAUGGUAAGGGAAGCAGAUUGAUAAUCACAACACGGCAGGGUGAUGUUGCCGCACUUGCUUCUCAAGGACACAUAUUAACACUUGAACCUUUACCAGAAGACAAGGCUUGGGAUCUUUUUUGUAAGAAAUCUUUUCCAAAAGAAACAAACCAUCACUGUCCUGAGGAGUUGAGGCUUUUGUCCGAGGAAAUACUUAGCAAGUGCAAAGGAUUGCCUCUUGCUAUUGUGUCAGUUGGCAGCCUCUUGCAUGUGCGUGAGAAAACCGUUGAAGAAUGGAAAAGAAUAAAUGACCAAUUGAGUUGGGAGAUACUUAAUAACUCAAGGCUCGACCACAUAAGGAAUGUGUUGCAUCUGAGCUAUAUCUACCUUCCAACAUACUUGAAGAGUUGUUUCCUGUACUGCAGCCUAUUUCCAGAAGACUAUCUUUUUCGCAGAAAAACUCUUGUACGGUUAUGGACGGCGGAGGGGUUCAUCGUGGAGAGGGGUGUAAGCACAUUAGAAGAAGUGGCAGAAGGUUAUCUGAAGGAGUUGGUUAACAGGAACAUGCUACAACUUGUUCGCAGGAAUGCAUUUGGUAGGAUGAAAAGAUUCAGAAUGCAUGAUAUCAUACGUGAAUUGGCAGUUGAUUUGUGCCAGAACUAUCGUUUUGGUGUUAAAUCUGAGGAUUAUAUAUGCGGGGGUACUCUUCAUAGGGAUGGACGGAGAUUGGUAGUGCACAAACUAAAGAAGGAUAUUCAUCAUUCAUUUUCUAGCAUACAUGGACUUCGAACUUUCAUUACACUGGACAAAAGCAUGCCGCCAUUAACCCUGCUACCUCUAAUAUCUGAGAAUUCAAGAUAUAUGACAGUGCUAGAAUUAACUGGCCUACCUAUUGAGAAGAUUCCCGAUGCUAUUGGUGAUCUUUUUAAUCUCCGCCAUUUGGGUUUGCGGGAUUCAAAAGUGAGGUAUCUCCCAAAAUCCAUCGAGAAGCUUUUGAAUCUGUUGACACUGGACCUCUGUAGAUCUGACAUACAUGAGUUGCCUAGAGGGAUUGUCAAGUUGAAGAAGCUUAGGCACUUGUUUGCUGAGAAAGAAACUGUGUCAGGACGAGACUUUCGACUUAGCAGUGGUGUAUGCAUCCCCAUUGGGCUUGGGAACCUAACAAACCUGCAGACUCUACAAGCGUUGGAAGUACAAGAUGAAUCCAUUAAGCAACUAGUGGAGCUAAGGCAACUCAGAAGCUUGAAGAUAUGCAAUGUGAAGGGAAUCUACUGUGAACACCUCCACGAGUCUCUGGUGCAGAUGCCAUUUUUGUCCUACCUAUAUGUGGGUGCAAGUGACAAGAAUGAAGUUCUCAUGUUGAACACCCUCCCGACUAGCCUGCAAAAGUUAAGGUUGAACGGAAGAUUGCCGGAAGGGACACUUUCGAGGGGGUCUACUCUCUUUCAAGGUGUGGAGCAGAACAUGUAUUCACUACGCCUGUCUUGGUCGCAGUUGAGAGAAGACCCUUUGCCAUCCCUUUCCCAGUUGGUGAAUUUGACAGUUCUUCACUUCUUUAGAGCAUACAAUGGAGAGAGGCUGACGUUUCUCACGGGAUGGUUUCCCAACCUGAAGCAUCUCUCUCUAAGAGACAUGCCUAACCUGAAGCGACUAGAGAUAAAGCUAGGUGCCAUGGCGACCCUGGAAUCAUUUACGUUAGGCAGCCUAAACAGCAUGGCGGAGGUCCCACCUGGCCUUGAGUUUCUCAUGCCCCUCCAGUAUCUAGGCUUCUUCCAAAUUACUCGCGACUUCCUCAAGUUGUUGUACCAAUGUCCUCAACUUGUUUGUACGCAAUGGCAACACACUCUCCGCGACGACGACGACGAUGAUGACCGGUGAUUCUCCCAUAACUUGCAUGCCGCCAUAGAAAAAGGAAGAUAUAUGCGCCUCGGUUCGAUAUCUGUUCUACUGCUGCUGUACAAGACUGGGCUGCUAUAUUGGUUGCUUGUGAAGUGUGAUAUUCAGAGUUCCUACUGAUUUCGUCUGUGGCGUUGAAAUAACAAGACACGUCCUGCUUGUGUCGCAAGACUGAAUUACUCGAUCACUUUUUACGCGUUAAUGCGUUCAACUAUUGUGUGUAUUCUAUUCAUGUGAGCUUGUAAACUAUGAUCGGUACUGUCUAUUCCGGCCGUGCGUGUUGAAUAACUAAACCAUUUGCGUGAAUUUGUGCGUCCAACUAUUGUGUGUAUUCUAUCCGUGUGGGCUUGUAAACUUUAAUCGAUACUGUAUGUUCCAGUCAUGCCUGUUAAAUAAAUAAACCAUUUGUGUAAGAA